This is a messenger RNA of Stegostoma tigrinum, 540 nucleotides long. RefSeq names its product elastin-like. The transcript is spliced from 2 exons. The record is from RefSeq and is a predicted model, not a curated record. Lineage: Eukaryota; Metazoa; Chordata; Chondrichthyes; Orectolobiformes; Stegostomatidae. The coding region runs from base 47 to 370 and encodes 107 amino acids.
GCUCAGGACUGACCGUUCGUCCUCAGUCAGUGGGAGGUCUGGGGGGAUGGUGAAGAUUCGGCAGGGCUCAGGGUGGCUGUCUCCUCUGGGGUUGCAGGCUGUGGAGGUUGUGGGCGGAGCGAUGAUGUCGUCGGCCGUGGGCGGGGUUCCGUCGGCCGUGGGCGGGGUUCCGUCGGCGUCGGCCGUGGGCGGGGUUCCGUCGGCGUCGGCCGUGGGCGGGGUUCCGUCGGCGUCGGCCGUGGGCGGGGUUCCGUCGGCGUCGGCCGUGGGCGGGGUUCCGUCGGCGUCGGCCGUGGGCGGGGUUCCGUCGGCGGUGGGAGGAUCGGGGUGGGCGGCAGCAGCUGAGGUGAGGGUGGUGUGUGGGCUGUAGUACCUGGACGUGGAGGUGGUGACUGCAGCAGCGGUUCCGGAAGUUCUGUGGCCGGCGGAGGCCGAUGUGACGUCAUCGCAAAUAUUGCCAAGAAGACUCAAUACGAGAUUUGGCAAUUCGACCAGCAGUGAAAUAACAAAUUCCAUUCACAUUUAUAAACAUGACAGGAC